AUGAACCACCUCGAACCUGAACUCUUUGCUCACUACAAGCAACUCCAAAAGGAAGAACCUGUCCUCAAGGAAAAUCCACAUCGUUUCGUUCUCUUCCCAAUCGAACAUCAAAAGGUUUGGGAGAUGUACAAGAAGGCCAUGGCAUCUUUCUGGACUGCUGAAGAAGUGGAUCUCCACACAGAUAUUGCUCAAUGGGAAACUCUCAAUACCAAUGAACAACACUUCAUCAAGACUGUUUUGGCCUUCUUUGCUGCCUCCGAUGGUAUUGUGAAUGAGAACUUGUGUCAACAAUUUAUGGCUGAAGUUCAAAUUCCUGAAGCCAGAUGUUUCUAUGGAUUCCAAAUUGCCAUUGAGAAUAUUCAUGCAGAGAUGUAUUCAACUCUAAUUGAAACCUACAUUAAGGACACGAGAGAAAGACAUCGUCUCUUCAAUGCCAUUGAUACUGUUCCAUCCGUUCAAAAGAAGGCUCGUUGGGCUUUGAAAUGGAUCAACUCGGAUAACUUGUUUGCUGAACGAUUGAUUGCCUUUGCUUGUGUGGAAGGUAUCUUCUUUAGUGGAUCUUUCUGUUCCAUCUUUUGGAUGAAGAAGAGAGGUUUGAUGCCUGGAUUGACCUUCUCCAAUGAAUUGAUUUCUCGAGAUGAAGGAUUACACACGGACUUUGCUUGUCUCUUGUAUUCCAUGCUCAAAUAUACCAAAUUGCCUCAAAAGGUUGUACAUUCAUUGGUCAGUGAAGCUGUUGAGAUUGAGAAGGAAUUCAUUCGAGAAUCUCUCCCUGUGGACUUGAUUGGUAUGAAUUCUCGUCUCAUGCAACAAUACAUUGAAUUUGUUGCUGAUCGAUUACUUGUCUCGAUAGGAUAUGAUAAGGUUUACCUUGUCCAAAAUCCAUUCGAUUGGAUGAAUAUGAUUUCAGUGUCUGGUAAGACGAACUUCUUUGAGAAGAGAGUUGGUGAAUAUGCAAAGGCAAACAUUAUGUCACCAAAGAGAGAGAAGGUCUUUAGAUUGGAUGAUGAUUUUUAA
Molecule: messenger RNA, 1017 nt
Organism: Naegleria fowleri
Lineage: Eukaryota; Heterolobosea; Eutetramitea; Acrasida; Naegleriidae
Exons: 1
Coding region: 1-1017 (338 amino acids)
Biological process (GO): deoxyribonucleotide biosynthetic process
Molecular function (GO): oxidoreductase activity
Source: RefSeq, a predicted model, not a curated record